Molecule: messenger RNA, 2303 nt
Organism: Xyrauchen texanus (razorback sucker)
Lineage: Eukaryota; Metazoa; Chordata; Actinopteri; Cypriniformes; Catostomidae
Product: pannexin-1-like
Exons: 7
Coding region: 4-1296 (430 amino acids)
Biological process (GO): monoatomic cation transport; positive regulation of interleukin-1 production
Molecular function (GO): channel activity
Source: RefSeq, a predicted model, not a curated record
UACAUGUCAACAAUGGCAAUAGCGCACGUUGCGACUGAAUACGUAUUUUCUGAUUUUAUGUUGAAAGAACAGAGUGAAUCUAAGUAUAAAGGCGUGCGGCUGGAAUUGGCCGUAGACAAACUGGUCAGUUUUAUCGCGGUCGGUCUUCCUUUGUUACUCAUCUCACUCGCCUUUGCACAAGAAGUCUCAGUGGGAACUCAGAUCACCUGUUUCCCACCCACUAACUUCUCAUGGCGACAGGCAUCCUAUGUGGACUCCUUCUGCUGGGCUGCAGUGGAGAGCCAGCACAGGGAGGAUGGGGCUUACAGCGCCCCCCUUCGACUACACAAGUUCUUUCCUUAUAUCCUUCUGCUGGUCGCUAUCCUAAUAUAUAUUCCUACUCUCUUCUGGCGUUUCACGGCUGCCCCUUCCCUCUCCUCUGACCUCAGUUUUAUCAUGGAGGAACUUGACCGUUGCUACAACCGGGCCAUCCGCCUUGCCAAGAGUCUCACAUCAAACCUUGAAGGCAAAGACAUUGCAGAAGACCCACACAGUGGUCUUGAGUUGACUGAAGGUUGUUUUAAGUACCCUCUGGUAGAGCUGUUCCUAAAGACAAAACAUGCUUCAUGGGCUUUGGCUGCAAAAUAUCUCCUUUGUCGGGUUUUAACACUCCUCACUUUACUGCUGGCUUGCUUUUAUCUGACCUACUACAUCUUUUGGGUGUCACCCAUUGACCAGUUCUACUGUAACCUGCGCACAGGUAUAUUAGUAAAUGAGAGUGGGGUACCAGAUGCAGUGCAAUGUAAGCUAGUAGCAGUGGAUGUGUUUCACAUCCUAAGUUGCAUUAAUCUGGCGGUGUAUGUACUGUUAGUACCUGUUGUGCUUUACGCUGCCCUCCAACCUGCCCUCCAGCACCAUCGUGCUCAGUUCCUCCGUCCGUACCGCCUACUGCCUGCUUUCGGUCAUUCCCUGGAUUUGCAGCCAACUGCACGGCGCUAUGAUGACCUUGGUAUCUACAUGCUGUUCUUGGAGGAGAACUUAAGCGAGCUCAAGAGCUACAAAUGUUUACAGGUAUUAGAGCUGCUGUCAGAGUGUGGGGAUGCAGCUUUUGACACCAUGUGUCUCCUCAGGACUCUGGGACAAGUGAGGACUGACAUGGUGGACAGGAAACAGUACCAAACUGUCGAUGGGAAGACUCAGUCAACUAAGACAGAAGUGUCUUCAGAACUAAAGGACGUUUCUGUUCUGCUGGAUGAUGGAGUACUGACAGCAAAAAGCUGCAGCUGUGUGAAGGAUGUAAGACACAGGGUGGUCUGAGAUAUAUUCAGGUAUAUAUAUAUAUAUAUAUAUAUAUAUAUAUAUAUAUAUAUAUAUGACUGUAUAUGUUCAAAAGCUCUGCUGUUUACACAAAGUGUGAAAGCCAGCCAAUCAAAUCACUAAAAUGUUUAAGUUCAAUAUACUUUAGCUGUACUGAUUUAAAAAAAAAAAAAACUAGUAGCAUGUGAGCUGUUUCAUUUUUGAAGAUUUCCUUAAAAUAUGAAUAAAAUCUAACAUUAUGGAAUGCCUUAAACUAACAGUGAGAUAUUUAAUGUUUACAUUUACACUAUAAAUCUUGAUAACUAAAAAGUUAUCUGGUAGGUGGCCAAAUGCAACUAAAGACAUGUACCUGCAAAAUGAGCAGCAUGUUUGUGUAUACCUUACACUAAUACGUAUGGGGUGAAUGAUUAUUAUUUAUGCAUAAGAUCAAAUGAAAUGUUAAUAUAGGAAGAAGGAAUAUAUUUCUUUAUAAUGUAACAAUGCACUGCCUAAAUGCAAUAAUCAAAUGUACAGAUUGUAAUGUACUAUAGAUGUAAUAAUAUAUUGCAAAUUAUAUGUCACUGACUCUUGUUUUUAGGGGAGCAACAGUUUUUAUAAUAAGUUAAACAUUUUGCUAAUUAAAUAUUUAUACAUUUAAUCUAUACAGACCUAUUGUUUAAGAAAUGCUUUUCAAUUAUGUAUCUCUUAUUUAUUUAUUUUUAUUAUUAUUUUUUUGUAUAUAUGUAGUUUCAUAGUUCCUUACAUUCUUACCUUGAAUCCAUCAGAGAUAUUAAAAUUAAUUGCAUGUCUUAUUGAAUUGAACACUUCUAGAACACUGCUAGACAAAUUUAAAUGAAUAAAUCUCUGUACAUGAAAAGUGUGGUGUUUGUUUAUAGCUGUAACUCUUAAAAUGAUUUAAAAUGGACUGCAGUCAUGAAACAGAAUGUAAUCUAAAAAAGAAAAGGUUUCAAUAAUCUCUGUUCUUUCCAUAAAAUGUUUUUUCUCUGUUACAAUAUUUCUUUAAAUCA